Mesorhabditis belari is the source of this 1890-nucleotide messenger RNA. The record is from the annotation of a GenBank genome assembly. NCBI's taxonomy places the organism in Eukaryota, Metazoa, Nematoda, Chromadorea, Rhabditida, Rhabditidae.
AUGAUUCUCUUGUUUAUUUUCAUUUUGCUUCCUAGUUUGUUCAUGGCUCAGUUUGACUAUACAACGAUCGGUUAUCCAGAAGAGUACUCGUUGUGGAUGAACGAUGCAACGGCUGUUUUCAAUGAGAUAUUCACUAGAAGAAACUACAAUCGAUUUCUGGCUCCACUCUAUGGACGAAUGCCCGUUGAUUUCAAUAGCAGUAAUGUGGCCCGUUUACAUGUGGACAUGAUUCUUCGCUAUUUAAAAGUUUUUGGUUUAGACGCCGAGAAUCAAAUUAUUAGUUUCUUCUGCGAGUUUGAAAUGAGCUGGGUCGAUCCAAGAUUAUCGUGGAGCCCAGAGCACUUCAACGACACCAAGUUCAUCUUUGUCACUGCUGAUCUCAUUUGGACACCGGAUAAUCAAAUUGGAAACACAAAAUCACUAGACACUCUUCAUCCGGACUCAAUGAAAACGAUCGUUCUCUCGAGUAACGGAACGAUUCAUAUGUCUAUGGUCUAUUUUGCUGAAGUUGCUUGUGUUGUCGAAAUUUCUCGAUUUCCAUUUGACAAUCAAACUUGCGCGAUUCCAGUCGCUGCGAUGGCUUUGGAUUUGAAUGGUCAGUACUCAUCGAUGAGCGGUAAAAUUCAAAACGUUAAUGUGUUCAAUUUGUUGGGAAAUGGUGAAUGGGAUGUGAGUGGUGUGGCAAUGAUACCCUAUCAAUUUCUGACCGACACUGUUCACACACUGCUUCUCCCAACAAUCUUCCUCAAGAGAGUUCCCAACUACUAUGUUUAUGUGAUCGCUUUACCGGGUUUCAUCCUGACAAUGCUUGGGAUUUUUGGGAUGUUUUGGACGCCUCACAUUCGAAAGGAGCAACUCACCAAAUUGAGCAUCGGUUUGACAACUCUUGUCGCGAUAACUGAAAUGAGGGUGUUUGAAUCGCUCAGCUGCAUUCUCUGCAAGCAACCGUAUGCUCGAGUUGCUAAUCAACGUCGAUCUCCACGUCAGUUGGGCUGUGGAUUGGCCAUGUGUGAUGAGUGUUUCGAGCAAGAGGAGAUGUUGGAACAAGAAGAGAGAAAUCAUCAAUGUGGAAAUAUUUACUGUUUCUACAGCCAAGACCUUGCCUACUUUUUGAUUGAUGUUUUGUCACAAGAAAGCGCUUUGAUGUUUACUCCAAUGGGAUAUUUGCUUGUGAAGCCUUUCAAAAUUCCGGAAUGUCCAAUUUGUCAUGAUGAAUAUUCAAACGAAAUUGAGGCAAAGAAAUCGUUUGCUCUUCAAUGUGGGCAUAUCAUUUGCACGAAAUGCUGUUUGAAGACACAGACAUAUGAUAUGUACACUGCUGUCAACAAACGGAAAGAUCGAUUUCAUGACUUUUUAAAUGAGCUGCCCGAAAUGACUCGACAAAUGGAGACCAUGAUGAAUGUUGCGAGAAAUGUCAAAGAUGAAUGUAGCUGCAACGAAUGCCACAAAAAGAAUAUUGUCGACGAAAUGUUUUAUUGCGGUAAAUGUGUUUUUGAAAUUUGUGCUGUUUGUGCUUACAAGAGACAUCAUCCACAUGGGGCCAUUCCUCUAUUGGAAAAAGAGGCUAACAAAAUGUUGAUGGAAGUUCAACAAGAGUCAAGAAAUGUCAUCAAAACGUACAAGGAUUUGGUUCCUGAACUACACAAGGGACUUCUCGCGGGCAUUGACAUCUUUGAAAUGAAAUUGCUUUCGAAAGAGGAAACUCUCAAGGACGUAUCAACUUUUGCCGAUUUCGGGGAGAAACAUGAAUCAUUCACAAAGAUCAAGUCCAAAUUUGAAUCAUCUGCUGAGAAUUACUUGCGUCAUUUGUGCAAAUUCGAUGCUGAAGUCAAGCAAUUGAUUCAAACCCUUAACGAGAGCCCUGAUGUCUCAGAAAGCCGAAUACAAUUU